Messenger RNA from Zychaea mexicana, 855 nucleotides. RefSeq lists its product as uncharacterized. The transcript has 2 exons. Gene Ontology annotation, cellular component: mitochondrion; nucleus. Gene Ontology annotation, biological process: mitochondrion organization. Bases 50 to 583 code for a protein of 177 amino acids. The record is from RefSeq and is a predicted model, not a curated record. Lineage: Eukaryota; Fungi; Mucoromycota; Mucoromycetes; Mucorales; Lichtheimiaceae.
CAAUUCGUUGAGCUGAUAUUCCACGUAUUUCUUUCUGAUUCUUUGAACAAUGCCUCGCCAGUCUAGACGUUCCGCACCUGCCCAGCAGACCCGUCAGGCACACACCAUGCCUACUCGUCAAGCUCCUCCACCACCACAGCAGCACCGUGCUCCUCCUCCUCAGCAACACCAUGCUCCUCCCCAGCAGCAACAUGCCAUGACGCCCGCACCUACUCCUAGCACCCCUGCUGUUGCUCAACCCCAACAGCCCGGUAUGUUUGCUCAAAUGGCCACCACUGCUGCCGGUGUUGCCGUCGGUUCUGCCGUCGGUCACAGCCUCGCCAACGGUGUCUCCAGCAUCUUUGGCGGUUCUGACGACAAGCCUGCUGAACAGCCCCAAGCUGCUCCUCAAUACCAGCAGCAGCAAUACCAGCAACCCUACCAGCAACCCCAGGCCUUCCAACAGCAGCCCGGUGGUGUUGCUUGCGAAGCUGAUGCCAAGGCUUUCACCAAGUGCUUGGAAAGCAGCAACAACGAUAUUACCGCCUGUCAGUGGUACUUGGAUGCCCUCAAGUCUUGUCAGCAAAUGGCCUCUCAAUACUAAAUAACUACCGCUAACAAUCCCUACCACAACGCACAUACAAAGCACCUAUUUGACACACCAUUCAUUAAAUAUAUAUCAUGAUAACUGCACACAUCCAACAUUUACAUGUAAAAAAAAGUUUUAAAAAUAUACUACAUUACUAGUAAAAUCCCUCUUUGUCGUUUGAUUCUUUUGUGUGUAAUGUAAAAAACGCAAAUGCUUAUUGUCCUGUUUUUGUUUCAAUUGAUUAUUGAAAGUAACCAACCAAUUAAAAUACACCUAACGUUUAUUUG